AUUCAUACCACAACAUCUAGAGACCAAAUCAUGCAAGGCCUUCAAACACAAGACGAGUUUGAGCAAUGGAAAUUGGAAAAGAGGAAAAUCAAAGUUUUUCUUUUGUCCUAAACUUCCUUGCUCAGUUUUUCAGUCCUAAACUUCCUUGCUCAGGUUUUCAUUCCCAAUCUUGAAGGUGCCUUCAGCAACAUCCUGAGGGUGCCUUCACCAACAGCCUGAGGGUGCCUUCACCAAAAAAUGGCACUGACACCGGUUGGCGCCCUGCUCGCCAAUGCGGAGUUGGAUGAUGAGGCCGGAACCUUUCUCUCCGCACUGAGGCUCGAUCCGAAGCAGGCCAGCAAAGCACGAGCGCGAGAGGAGCUACUCGAUAGCCUGCCGAAUCAUGCAGGUUCGAAGAUUCUCACGGUGCACACUGAGUUACAAAAAUAUGGAAACAUCACUAGUAAAGUGAGCUCCAAAAAUAUGAAAAAAUGACUACAGUUAUCUCCAAAAAUAUGGAAACAUGACUUAGAACGAUGGAGUCCGAGAUACAUAUGUCUACUUCCAGAUCGUAUAAUGACUGUGGACUAUUUUGAGACUCGUGCUUACUCUUUGUCUUUCUAGUUAGGUUCUUUCCCGUGGUCGAGUUCUAGUGAUCGAGUUCUAGUUUUUUCGUUGGUUUGUACCCUUGAAGGAGCGAAUAGCUCAGUCUCUUUGUCUCGAACCAAAAUGGUAAGUAUUUUCAAAUUGCUUCAAAAUCUACUACAAAGAUGCUCCUACUUAUUCUUGGCAGACUAAGAUCUUAUACCAUAGCACAGCUACACACAGAACAGAGGACCACAUUAUUGAAUUUCAAGAAGAUAUUUGGUCUGUUCUUUACAGAGAAGAGAGACGUCUUUUCUUCAAUGAAAAUUCACACUGCUGCCCUUUUCAUUCCAAGCUUGCAGACACGCUGGACGACCGAGUCGGGUCAUUGCUCGAUGCCCAUGAAAGAGAUUUUUUCUUGGCCUACAAAACGCAUAUGGUUUCAGUGCAGAAGGAGUUCAAUUCCCUGAAGCUAAAGGCCGAUGAGCACGAAACAAAGAGCAGGAGGCAAGCGAAGAUCCAGUCGCUCGAGAAAGAAUUGAGGUUCUCCGAGAUUUUCAUUGGAACCCUAACGACAUGUAGGAAACUCUCAAAAAGAUUCGUCUAGUACUUGCUACUUGCCACGGAUGACAAAACUCCUAGACUCAGGAUGACUACCAUCUCGUCUAUGUAUCUAUGAAAAUUACGUAUGUAAAUUACGGAUGUAUCUUCCCCCGCACGUCCUCCUUGGGGCGCUCGGCCCGCGCUUCCGGACACACCCCGCGUGAGAACGAAGCAAAGGCGCCCUAUCCUAUCCUAUUCUGUUCUAUCCUAUCCUAUCCCUAUUCUAUUCUAUUCUAUUCUAUCCUAUCCUAUCCUAUCCUAUCCUAUCCUAUCCUAUAUCUUGUCCGUGCGUAGUAUCUUGUUCUGUCCUUUGGUCCCUCCCCUUAUAUCAUGCUCAAACUUUCCCUGACUUUGUGGUCCAAAUCCGGUUUUCUUGCUUCAGCUCUUCAAGCGCUGCACUUUCCCUAUUGAUUCUCUUAUUUCACUGUAACUGCUAACAUACUACUGGUUGUUCCUUUAUCUUCUUAGUUAUGUAAAACUGAAUUACCAGGUGGUUUAUGAAAGAGGCAUUACGGCUGGACGAGCUCUGCAAAAAGUACCUGCAAGAAAUGGAAAGGUGGAAACAGCGCAGUGACCAGCUGGAUGACGACAGGAGUUUUCUUGAGAAUCAAAUCUUAUGAAGGGGAUGUAGAAAGAAGUAGUCUGUAGUGUUCCUUUUUACCCCCUGGAGUGGGUACAUAGUAUGAAAGGGAUGCUCGUUGUACUAGAGAGAAUGUGCUUGCUAUGAAGGGGAUAGACUAUGAAGGGGAUGUUGUAGUAUGAAGGAGAUGGAAAAACUAACUAUGUAGGGGUGGAUGUUGGACUAGGAAGAAAGUGCUUGAAACCUGCUGCUCUAAAUCUGAAGAAAUCGAAAGGGCAGAAUAGGGCAUUGCGGUUAGCAGUUGAGAAGGCACAGCAGCAUGCCUUCGAGGCACUAGCUGCUAGUGGGGCUUCUGCAGCCGCGCUAGAGAACGACCAGGCAGCUGCGCUUGAGGAUGCCUCAUCAGCAGCAAUACUUACGGCUUCAUGAAACUGAAUCAGGUUCAACGCACUGAAGGUUCAAAAACACAAUUUCAGUCUUUGCCAGAUGAUGUGUAGUGUCGCUGGUGUUCUGUUCUUGGCCUCAUGCACUCCCUUGUCUGUCCCAGAAUCCUUUAUGUGCCUGUGAAUCCCUUGUAACUGCUUUGUACAGUAAAUGAUAAUCGGUCAAGAAUAAAGCAAUACUAAGCACAACCCCAACUACUUGGAUCUAAGGUUGAGGAUGCUAGUACUAAGGGUGACGAUAGUGGUGCGCAGUCGGCUCUCGCAGCUCUGAAAGACGAGGAUGAUAGCGGUGUGCUCGACGAUGGCGAGGAAGGCCCCAGGGGACCAGUAGUCCUAGGAGCAUUGCCAGAAAAACAAGCAGAAAGGUAGUUAUUUUUCAGGUCGUGGGACAUCAUCAUGAUCAUUAAAAUGGUCACCAUGGUGGAGGUGGAUCUUAGGAACUUCUUUCCCGCAUUUCUCGCCUCUUCUUUCACGCUUACCGGUUAUAGGUGGGACAUGUUAUAGGUGGGACAUCCUCACUAAUGGUCAUGGUGGAGGUGGAAGUUUUCUAGCAAUCAUUUGACUUCUCCACUUAUAAAUUUUAUCCUUCCUCCACCUGAGUAUUGCAUCCUUUCUCAGAGUUGACCCAUUCAUCCAUUCAUCGCUUCUCCACCAUUUUCCCUGAUUGCACAAGGUAUAGAAAAACGAUCAAGAACCUUCAGCAGCUCUUAGCGGCUGAGAAGCGAAAAGUGCAGAAACUCGAAAUAACAGUUGCAAACACGCCUACACCAGCACCACUAGAAGAAUACUUCGUGCGAUGUACCAUUAUUAAAUUAUUGUAUGAGUUUAUUUGAGGUGAAAUACGUCUACAAUGUGACUCCUUCAUCCCAGUAGAGUACAAUGGGUUUUUGUUCUCCUUCAACACGGUACUAGCACCGAACUCAGUUACUAUUAAAAGACACGACGAUCAAUCACAAUCUUAAUCUCCUAGGGAUUGAUUACUCGAUCUACAUUUUCUGACUGUUACUUUGAUUGCGGGCUACUGGUCACGCUUCUCUCUUCGCAACAGGUAUCCAGGAUGCCAAGGAGGACGUUUUUCAGCGUAGAGCAGGGCAGGGUCGAGCAGCUAUCCCAGCACCAGACCUCGUGGAGUUUACGGACUUCACUAGCUUCGACAAGAGGACGGUGAUCGACUUGUUGUUCCGGAAUCCAGAUUUAAUCCGACUUUUGGAGAAAAAGUUAGAAGAAUUGCAGCAAGGCGCGACGAAGUAGACCACUAACUGAGUAUUUUUGUUUAUAACUACGCACAAGUUGUGACAACAAGAACUCUUCGUAUUUGUGUUGUCUCUGCGGCUUUUUCUUUAAGAUAAAAGUAGGUUUGUCGUUUUGUGCUUAAUCUAGUAUUUUUGUUUCAAUCGAUAACAAUAUGAACCUCGUAGUUGACUUUUAUCCGUAUUUGCCUCAUUCAAAGAGAAAGAUGUCGGUACCAGACAUCUAAAUCACAGUCUUUUUUCUUCGUUUUCUUUUACUUCGCAUGACUGGGGAACCGCCGUAGUGUUUACUGAGACUAUUGCUCGCGAUUCAAAAUAACGCGAUGACAAUGAAAAGUACGAAUGCUGAACUCAACGAGUCCUUGGCGGCUGGAAAACGUGACUCGGGGAAUUUGAAUAUUAUUAUUUAGACGAUAUAAUUUUAAUUCAUGUUGAUAGCUUCUAUAAUCAGCAGGAGUACCUCUAAAAAAUAAAGGUUGCAUGAGAAAGAUAAGUGUCCGUGCG
Molecule: messenger RNA, 3944 nt
Organism: Amoebophrya sp. A25
Lineage: Eukaryota; Dinophyceae; Syndiniales; Amoebophryaceae
Source: the annotation of a GenBank genome assembly